This is a messenger RNA of Oikopleura dioica, 507 nucleotides long. The record is from the annotation of a GenBank genome assembly. NCBI's taxonomy places the organism in Eukaryota, Metazoa, Chordata, Appendicularia, Copelata, Oikopleuridae.
AUGUUGGUCCUAAAUGAGAGCUACAACGACCCUUCUUUCUCAGUUACACCAGGAAACGCAGUACCCUUUUCUUCGAACACCCACCCAAAUUAUGCGAUAUGCAAGAUCCAGAACGAGCAAGGUUACCACCAUGAGUUUGAUACUAUGAACGCGCUUGCCUGGGUCGAGUGCUUCUUGCCGGUUUUUCUAUGGGUUGGGAAUUGUGUUUUCAACGGCGAAGGUGAUAGACGAUUCAAAUUAGCUGGAACAGCGCUCUGUGGACUUCUCUCGCUCAUUGCCGGGCCAAUGUAUUUAACUUGGUUUUAUCAAUGCCCACAAAUCGGCUCCAAUAAGCCAGUAAAGAUGCAAAGGUGCUUCAAAGCGCACGUAUCUCUAUGUCUAGGCUGUGUCAUUCUAGGCGCGCUCGCUGUUGUCCAGGUUGUCUUUACGUUCUUAGGUGUGCUGAUGUGCGCUGACUGUAAAGCAGGCUUCCGCCUCAAGGCCCUCUUUGGUGCAAUCUUCAUGUAA